Messenger RNA from Gracilinanus agilis (Agile Gracile Mouse Opossum), 1670 nucleotides. It is a transcript of the gene HYCC1, whose product is annotated as family with sequence similarity 126 member A. The record is from RefSeq and is a predicted model, not a curated record. NCBI's taxonomy places the organism in Eukaryota, Metazoa, Chordata, Mammalia, Didelphimorphia, Didelphidae. Gene Ontology annotation, biological process: protein localization to plasma membrane; phosphatidylinositol phosphate biosynthetic process. Gene Ontology annotation, cellular component: plasma membrane. Bases 1 to 1662 code for a protein of 553 amino acids. The transcript is spliced from 11 exons.
AUGGUUCUGAUGCUAGAAGUGAUGGAGGAAGAUGGAAAGGAUUAUAAGCAGGAUGACCAAGUAGUUUGGAGAAAGGCUUUGAACAGAUGUGGAAAGAUGUUCGAGACAGAAAAAGUGAUUGUGGAGGAAUGGUUGUCAGAAUUUAAGACACUACCAGAACCAUCUAUAUCAGAGUAUGCCAGACGUUUGAAAGAUAAAACUGCUUUGAUUUCAUCAUUAUAUAAAGUUAUCGAGGAGCUACAAAGUGAGCUGAUAGAGCCUGUGUGUCACCAGCUCUUUGAAUUCUACAGAGGUGGAGAAGAGAAGCUUCAAUGCUUCACACUGCAGUUUCUCCCAGAACUGAUAUGGUGCUACCUGAGCACGGCUGUCACCCAGAAGCGGCACAGCUUGGGCUGCAUUGAGGCCCUUCUUCUAGGAGUUUACAACUUGGAAAUAGUUGACAAAGAGGGACGUAACAAAGUAUUGAGUUUUACAAUCCCAUCUUUAUCCAAGCCAUCAAUAUAUCAUGAACCUUCCAACAUUGGUUCCAUGGCUCUGACAGAGAGUGCUUUAUUCCAUCAUGGUUUAUCAAAAGUUGUUUACAGUGGACCUCAUCCUCAAAGGGAGACAUUAACAGCUCAGAAUCGGUUUGAAGUGUUCACAUUCCUUUUAUUGUGUUACAAUGCUGCCUUAACCUACAUGCCUAAUAUUUCUCUUCAGUCACUAUGUCGAAUUUGUUCAAGAAUUUGCAUUUGUGGUUUUCCUCAACAACGCCUGAGAGCAUACCAAGAGAUUAAUUACAAGAUCCCAGUUUCUGCAGAAUUCAUGGUGCAAAUGUUAACAGGAAUUUAUUUUGCCUUUUAUAAUGGAGAGUGGGAUCUGGCCCAGAUGGCACUGGAAGAUGUCCUGUACAGAGCCCAGUUGGAAUUGUAUCCUGAACCAUUGCUGGUUGCUAAUGCAAUAAAGACUUCAUUGCCUACAGUUGCCAUGACAUCUGCUAAGGAUGGUAAAAGAUGCAUUCAGGUUGAAAUUACACCAUCUUCAUUGAAAAUAUCCAGAAAUGCAGUAACCAGCCUGUCAAUAAGAGGGCAUAGAUGGAAAAGACAUGGUAAUACAGAUUUAACAGGUCAAGAGGAGCUCAUGGAAAUAUCUGAAGUUGAUGAAGGGUUUUAUUCCAGGGCUGCAUCCAGUACCAGCCAGUCUGCCUUAUCAAACAACCACACUACCAGCAAGACCAGUUUAGGAAAGAAUCCACGAAGGUCUGGAGGAAACAGAAGUGGAGGAAAAGAGAAGGAAGCCUCCGGCGAAUCGGGCAGAGAGCACUCCGCUCGCAAACAAAAUCCAAGAGCCCUGAGUGAGAACCUCGAGCUGCUGUCCCUGAAGAGGCUCACUCUGACCACCAGCCAAUCUCUGCCCAAGCCUGGCAGCCACAGCCUGGCCAGGACUGCCACCACCGUCUUCAGCAAGUCUUUCGAACAAGUCAGUGGCGGCACCGUCCCCCACACGCCGGGCCCUGCGGGGGCUGGAGGGGCAGGAACGGAUGCCAAUAGGUUUUCUGCUUGUAGUCUGCAAGAGGAAAAGCUGAUUUACAUCUCGGAAAGAACUGAGCCACCAGGUGCAGUUAAGCACCCUCCUGGUCCGCAGAGACCUCCCAGCAUCAGCAUCACCCUGUCCACUGAUUAGCGCCUCAG